ACAAACUCUUCUUUUUUUUUCCACUACUCUUUUUUUUUUCUUUUUCUUUUUAACAACAUAUACAUAUACACAUAUGGCUACCUCUGCUGCUGCUCCUAAGGCUAAGAUCGCCACCAAGAAAUCUGAACAUCCUCCCUAUGAAGCUAUGAUUAAAGCUGCCAUUCUUGCUUUGAAGGAACGUAAGGGUAGUUCUCGUCCUGCUAUCAAGAAUUAUAUUUUGGCCAAUUAUAGUGUUACUCGUGGAAAGCCUUUCGAUACUCAAAUCUCUGCUGGUAUCAAGCGUGGUUCUCUCAAGGGUAUCUUCUCUUUGCCUAGAGGUAAAAUAAUAUGAUUAGGAUUAGAAAAAAAAAAAUAUUUUAUGGAUGUGAAAAAAAAUUUUCUUCCUGUUCUCCCUUUGAAAAAAAAAAAAAAGGAGGCGGGAGAAAGAAAAAAAAAAUAAGUUUUUUUUUUCGAGGGGAAGAAGAAUAUGCGCGCGUUGGAGGUUGGGAUGAUCAUUGUAUUGACCAUUUUUUUUAUUAUUUGUAUUAUGAUGAUCAUUUAUUAGGUCCUUCCGGUACCGUCAAAUUGGUAAAACCCGAAAAAUCCACUGAAGAAAAGAAGAAGGCUGCUCCCAAGAAGGCU
Molecule: messenger RNA, 621 nt
Organism: Halteromyces radiatus
Lineage: Eukaryota; Fungi; Mucoromycota; Mucoromycetes; Mucorales; Cunninghamellaceae
Product: linker histone H1 and H5 family-domain-containing protein
Exons: 3
Biological process (GO): chromosome condensation; negative regulation of DNA recombination; nucleosome assembly
Cellular component (GO): nucleosome; nucleus
Molecular function (GO): structural constituent of chromatin; double-stranded DNA binding; nucleosomal DNA binding
Source: RefSeq, a predicted model, not a curated record